CAGAGAUGACCGUUUCUUCAAUUUUUGAGUCAGUCUGUUGGGUGUGGUUCAGGUUUUGAACCCCUUUAAUUCAUGGGGUUAAAUGAAUGCAUUACAAAUGCUAAAACUGAUGUGCAUUUAAACUUGGAAACCGAAAACCUAAUAUCCCCUGUGCUGGUGUCCCAUUUAAGCAUGAAAUCUCCUGCAAAAGUUUGUUGAUCAUUAAUCUGUGUUGAUUUAGGAAAUCCAAGUUGGAAUGGGUCCCGCAGGUGAGCUCCGUUACCCAUCAUACCCAGAGCAAAAUGGAACAUGGAAGUUUCCCGGAAUUGGAGCCUUUCAGUGUUUUGACAAGUACAUGCUCAGUCACUUAAAAGCUGCGGCAGAAGCUAAUGGGAAGCCAAAAUGGGGAAGUACGGGCCCUACGGAUGCUGGUGAAUAUAACAACUGGCCGGAGGAUACAAACUUUUUCCGAAAAGAAGGCGGUGGUUGGAAUUGUCCUUACGGUGAAUUCUUCCUCACCUGGUAUUCUCAGAUGCUUCUAGACCAUGGUGAAAGAAUAUUGUUAUCAGCCAAAUCAACUUUUGAGAAUACUGGCGUCAAAAUCUCAGUUAAGGUAGCAGGCAUUCACUGGCACUAUGGGUCUCGAUCUCAUGCCCCUGAGCUCACAGCAGGGUACUAUAACACUCGUUUUAGAGAUGGGUACCUUCCAAUUGCCCAAAUGUUAGCACGCCACGGUGCCAUAUUCAACUUCACGUGUAUUGAGAUGAGGGAUCAGGAACAGCCACAGGACGCCCAAUGUUUGCCGGAAAAACUGGUUAGGCAAGUGGCUUUGGCCACUCGGAAAGCUCAAGUCCCGCUUGCUGGGGAAAAUGCGCUGCCACGAUACGAUGAUUAUGCACAUGAACAGAUUUUACAAGCAUCCUCAUUGAAUAUUGAUGGUGAUUCGGGAGAAGAAGAUACAGAGAUGUGUGCGUUCACGUAUUUGAGAAUGAACCCGGAUUUGUUCCAGCCGGACAAUUGGAGACGGUUUGUGGGAUUUGUUAAGAAGAUGAGGGAAGGGAAGGGCAGUGAGAAGAGGUGUUUGGAGGAGGUGGAGCGGGAGGCCGAGCAUUUUGUGCAUGUGACUCAACCAUUGGUACAGGAAGUUGAUGUUGCUCUCAUGCACUAAAAGGAAGUUUUUAGGUUAGUUAUGUUGUUUCUGUACUCUUUUUAAGGCUAGUUAUCCAUACAAGGAUUAUAGUUUACGACAGUGUUGUAAUAAUGAUUAGGUCCAUGGACCUCUUUUAUAGCUUCUAUCUUGAUAUUGUUUGAACAAAA
Messenger RNA from Camellia sinensis, 1296 nucleotides. Lineage: Eukaryota; Viridiplantae; Streptophyta; Magnoliopsida; Ericales; Theaceae. The record is from RefSeq and is a predicted model, not a curated record.